AGAAUAUACCUAUACAGUUCUUCCUAUUAGUAUAGGAGCUAGCAGCGUUUUCGAGAGAGAAUUUCAGUUCAGCUAAUUUUUUGAUAUGUCGUUUGUUCUUGCUCCUUCGGUUACAGCUUGGUACCUGGUUACCCUUAAACGAGAAAGAAAAAGCUUGGCAGUUAAUUCUUGAUGAAUAUAAUUCGUCAAGUAUUAUUUCAGAGAAGAGGUCUAUUACACAACUUAAAAAACUUUGGUCCAAUUUAAAAUUGAUGCAAAGGAAUGCUUUAACUAGAGAAAAACAACAGCGACUUUCAACCGGAGGAGGUCCAGCCGUUAUGGAUGCCGAAAUUGAUCCUGAUGCUACUAUCAUUGCUCCGAAUGUGAUGAAAACAGCACCAACUUUGUUUUCGUCUAACAUGUUGGAAGAAGAAGUUGAAGUUACACGUGAUUCCAUAAAUAAAACGGAACGUUUAGAAGAAUUGUUGAAUAAUAAUAAUGAUAGCUUAGAAGAUGUACAAACAGAAGAGAAUUCUUCUGAGCCAUCAACGUCCCGUGGAAUUAAGAGACCAUUAAGAGAAACUUCAAAAUCAAGCAAAAAAUUUCGUAAUGAAAAUAUAAAUUCAGAAGAAAACAACUUACGAUUGUACCGACUGCAUCGAAUUAUUCAUCAUAAAAAACAAUUAUUUUCUUUAAAAUUUAAAAAUGAACAAGAAAUGCAUGAUUUAACCAUCAGUCGUAUGAGACGCAAAUUUAAGUUAGAAAUUCGAGCAGCCAAAGCAGCGGCUGAAUUGGCUGAGUUAAAGUUACGAAAAGAGCAUAAUAAGGAUUCAAAUAACGAUUUGUAGAUGUUCAACUUCAACUUCUUCUUCCAACACAUUAGAUGAAAAAAAAGUUGGUGCUGUUUUCAUCAAAUUCGGAGCAAUGAUAGCAACAUCAGGAUCAAUUUCGGCAUCCUUAACCCUUUCGCUACGGAAGUGUUCUCCGUCGGAGUGACGCCGUUGAACGGGCCACUGUGCCGCCGGAGUAGCUGCACUGAACGGAGCACUA
Polistes dominula (European paper wasp) is the source of this 1029-nucleotide messenger RNA. RefSeq lists its product as uncharacterized. NCBI's taxonomy places the organism in Eukaryota, Metazoa, Arthropoda, Insecta, Hymenoptera, Vespidae. The record is from RefSeq and is a predicted model, not a curated record.